UUCGGAGAAGCACUUCACCACACUCUAAAGAGAGGCCACUGCAUCUGCAUCUGGAGGUCCCCUCUCCAUCCUCUGCACUCCUGUGGCCUUGCCCAGCAACCCAUGCUAAGAGGUCGACUCCCGGUCACACACAUGUCCUCAGCCAUCGCCCCCGUUAAACCCUCCAGCACCACGGGCCCCAAGGAGGUGGAGCUGAUCCUGGUGAAGGAACAGAAUGGGGUGCAGUUCACCACAUCCACUCUGGUCAGCCCGACCGGUCAAACCCACCCCUCGGGAAGGGAAAGAGAGACCUGGGGCAAAAAGAUUGACUUCCUGCUGUCAGUGAUUGGCUUUGCUGUGGAUCUAGCCAAUGUGUGGAGGUUCCCUUACCUGUGUUACAAAAAUGGAGGAGGUGCUUUCCUGGUUCCAUACCUCUUCUUUAUGGUGAUUGCUGGGAUGCCACUCUUCUAUAUGGAAUUAGCCUUGGGCCAGUAUAACCGUGAAGGAGCAGCAGGAGUCUGGAAGAUCUGUCCUAUCUUUAAAGGUGUGGGCUUUACGGUGAUCCUGAUAUCGUUGUAUGUGGGAUUCUAUUAUAAUGUCAUCAUCGCCUGGGCUCUGUUUUACCUGUUCUCCUCUUUCUCUGGUGAACUGCCCUGGAUCAACUGUAACAACACCUGGAACAGUCCAAACUGCUCAAACCUCAACGGCACACUGCUGAAUGACACACACAAGGCCACGCCCGCCCUAGAGUAUUUUGAGCGAGGGGUCCUUCACCUUCAGGACAGUUCUGGUAUAGAUGAUUUGGGACUGCCCCGCUGGCAGCUCACCUCCUGCCUGGCUGUGGUCAUUGUGAUCCUCUACUUCAGUCUGUGGAAGGGAGUCAAGACAUCAGGGAAGGUGGUGUGGAUCACAGCCACCAUGCCCUAUGUUGUACUGACUGUUCUGCUCCUGCGUGGUGUCACUCUGCCUGGAGCAAUCGAUGGCAUUAAAGCUUACCUGAGUGUGGACUUCCUCCGCUUGUGUGAUGCUCAGGUCUGGAUCGAGGCUGCCACACAGAUCUGUUUUUCUCUGGGAGUGGGGUUUGGUGUGCUAAUCGCCUUCUCCAGCUACAACAAAUUCAGCAACAACUGUUAUAGAGAUGCCAUCAUAACCAGCUCCAUAAACUCUCUGACCAGCUUCUUUUCUGGAUUUGUCAUAUUUUCCUUCUUGGGUUAUAUGUCACAGAAGCACAAUGUGGCCCUUGAUAAAGUAGCCACUGACGGUCCUGGCCUGGUGUUCAUUAUUUACCCAGAAGCAAUAGCUACACUACCAGGCUCUUCAGUGUGGGCUGUUAUCUUCUUCAUCAUGCUGCUUACUUUAGGAAUCGACAGUGCUAUGGGAGGAAUGGAAUCUGUGAUCACAGGACUUAUAGAUGAGUUUAAGUUCCUGCACAAACAUCGAGAGCUCUUCACACUCUUCAUCGUAGUUUCAACGUUCCUCAUCUCUCUCCUCUGUGUCACAAACGGUGGCAUCUAUGUGUUUACCUUGUUGGACCACUUUGCGGCAGGGACAUCGAUUCUCUUCGGGGUGUUGAUUGAGGCCAUCGGAAUCGCCUGGUUCUACGGUGUGGAUCGCUUUAGUGAUGAUAUCCAGGAGAUGAUCGGACAGAGACCUGGUCUUUACUGGAGACUGUGCUGGAAGUUUGUUAGUCCAUGUUUCCUGUUGUUCAUGGUUGUUAUCAGUUUCGCAACUUUCAACCCUCCAAAGUAUGGUUCCUAUUAUUUCCCCACAUGGGCUAACAUGGUUGGUUGGUGUUUGUCCAUAUCGUCUAUGAUCAUGGUGCCUCUCUACGCCAUCUAUAAGUUCUGCUCUCUGCCUGGAAGCUUUUGUGAUAAACUGGCAUAUGCUAUAACCCCAGAGACUGAGCAUCACUUGGUGGAGCGUGGGGAGGUUCGACAGUUUACACUUCAUCACUGGCUGGUGGUUUGAGCAGCUCUCUAUACUGAGAUGCAGAAGGCACAGAGAGAGACUCUGCUCCAUUAGGGCAAUGCGUGUCAAUGCCAAAAGAAUUGUAUUACUAGUUGUUUCU
Molecule: messenger RNA, 2047 nt
Organism: Myxocyprinus asiaticus (Chinese sucker)
Lineage: Eukaryota; Metazoa; Chordata; Actinopteri; Cypriniformes; Catostomidae
Product: sodium-dependent dopamine transporter-like
Exons: 15
Coding region: 103-1947 (614 amino acids)
Biological process (GO): sodium ion transmembrane transport; dopamine uptake involved in synaptic transmission
Cellular component (GO): neuronal cell body membrane; presynaptic membrane; neuron projection
Molecular function (GO): norepinephrine:sodium symporter activity; dopamine:sodium symporter activity
Source: RefSeq, a predicted model, not a curated record